Messenger RNA from Sitophilus oryzae (rice weevil), 993 nucleotides. RefSeq lists its product as uncharacterized. The record is from RefSeq and is a predicted model, not a curated record. The transcript is spliced from 4 exons. Bases 108 to 845 code for a protein of 245 amino acids. NCBI's taxonomy places the organism in Eukaryota, Metazoa, Arthropoda, Insecta, Coleoptera, Curculionidae.
AUGCCGGGAUAGGGGACGACUAUAAAUACGGUCUGGGGGUCGGUAGCGAAGAUCAGUUUAAGGGGAGAUACGUUUUGAGGUUGUCGCGAAAUUUUGACAUCACAAGUAUGUGGAAACUUAUUAGCGGGACGGUAGUUAUUUUGUUGGUCUUAGACAAUGCGUCGUCCAAGGGUUUACCAUCAUACUUGAAAUUGUGCAAAAGAAGAAGUGGCAACUUACGUACAUGUGUUGCUGAAAAUGUCGAGUUACUUCGUCCUCAUCUGAAAAAGGGCAUUCCAGAACUCUUCAUUCCUUCAAUGGAUCCCCUGAUUAUCCCGGAAGCAACGCUGAACAGUGGUGAUCAAUUUAAAGCAACGUUUAGAAAUAUUGAGAUGUACCAUGCUGAAAACUUCAAAGUAGACACUUUCAAUUUUGAUUUGGAUCACCACCAUGUUGAUGCGAAACUGACAUUCCCUCUUCUAAGGAUAAAAUCGAAUUACAAUAUUAAUGGCAGAUUAUUAAUCUUACAAUUGAACGGGCAAGGGCCAGCAGAUGGAAACUAUACAAAUGUCCGUGCCAGUCUGAGCUUAAAAGGUACUCCAUUCAAGAAAAACAACAAGGAAUAUAUUAGAUGGGAAAAAGAAAAGAUCGACAUCGGUAUUGAAAAGUCCCAUCUGUCAUUUGACCGCCUCUUUGGCGAUAAUGCCCAACUCAAUGAACAAACAAACAGAGCCAUUAAUGACAAUAUUGAUGGAAUCAUCCAGGAAUUACAACCAGUAAUUCAGGGAGUUGUCAGUGAUUUCGUAUUCACCAUCAUUAACAGAGUUUUUGCCAGAUAUUCUGUUAACGAGUUGUUUAUAAGUUAAUCAAAAUUAACUGAAUAAAUAAAACGCGAGACUGAUUUCAGUAAUACACAUGAAAAGUAAAGAAUACAUUUAGAUUAAUUUCCAUUGGUAAGAUUUAGAAUUUACUAUUUUUUAUACAGAAAAAUAAAAUGACACGUUAAAGGUCAAA